Panicum hallii is the source of this 1811-nucleotide messenger RNA. Its product is annotated as trihelix transcription factor ASIL1. The record is from RefSeq and is a predicted model, not a curated record. Gene Ontology annotation, cellular component: nucleus. NCBI's taxonomy places the organism in Eukaryota, Viridiplantae, Streptophyta, Magnoliopsida, Poales, Poaceae. Bases 530 to 1480 code for a protein of 316 amino acids. Gene Ontology annotation, molecular function: transcription cis-regulatory region binding. The transcript has a single exon.
AAAAAAUCAGGCCGGGGACGGGCGGAACCGGGGAGGAAAGGCGGGGGGCGGCCGCCGCUCGCCACCCACCUAACCUGCACCCAUCCCGAUCCGACACGGCACACCGCCACGCCGCGCGGCUGCGGCUGCGGAGGCGGGGGCGCCCGCGCCCACCGCGGCACGGGCUCCGCACGAUGCGGCGCCGUGUGACCGGGUGCCAUCACGCCCCCUCCGGCCCUCCUCCCCCCCUUCCCCCCUCACGGCCGCACCCGUCCGCCGCGCGCCGCGAGGGUACGCGACAAACCCCGCAAAACCACCGCACCGCUCCGCCCGCCCACGCGGCCGCAGCGGUGGGCGAUGAUGCCCUCCCCAGCCGGUCAUUUCACCGCGAGGGCGCGGCCCACGCCCAGCGGCCCACCACCGCACCGCCUCCUCCGCCUCCUCCUUUUAUGACCGGCUCCCCUCCUCCGCCUCCGUUCCCCAUCUCCUCCACCACCAAACCCUAGCCGCCUCCCUUCGCCGCCGCCGUCGCCGUCGCCGCUGACCGGUCAUGUCUUCCUCGUCCUCCGACGCGGCCAGGGACGAUGUCUCCUCCCCGGACCUCCCUCCUCUAGCCGCGCCCGUCGCCGCCGCAGCCGCUGCGGCCGCGGCCGCGGCCUCCUCGAUGGGAGGCAUGGGGCUCGGCGGCGGGGCCUCCGGGCGGAGGCUGCCGCCGCCGUGCUGGACGCACGAGGAGACCCUCGCGCUCAUCGAGGCGUACCGCGACAGGUGGGAGGCGCUGCGCAAGGGCAACCUGCGGGCCGCGGACUGGGACGACGUCGCCAACGCCGUCACCGCGCGCUGCGGGCGGUUCCCCACCGCCACGCCCAAGUCCGGCGUGCAGUGCCGUCACAAGAUCGAGAAGCUCCGGAAGCGGUACCGCGCCGAGCGGUCGCGCUCCGCCGGCCGGUCCAAGGGGCCCAAGUGGCCGUUCUUCCCACUCCUCCACGACCUCGCCGGCGGCGGCGUGCCGGACCCGAGCCCCAACGCCAUCGUCAAGAUCAAGACCAAGGGCCCCGUGCCGCCGGCGUCCACGCCUUCCCCCGUGUCCUCCCCUUCCUCCGAGGAGGCCGUGCGGAGCAGGAGCCUGCACGGGCUCAUCUCCAACGGCGGGGCCGGGAGCGGGCUGCGCUUCACCAUCCCCAAGGCCUCCCGCUCCAGACCCGCCGCGGUGGCUGCUUUCAAUCCGGAGAGGAACCACGGAGAGGACGACGCCGAGUCAGAGGCCAUGGCCGAGGUGGCCGACGCGCUGCGGGCCGUCGGAGAGAGGUUCCUGCGGAUGGAGGAGCGCAGGCUGGAGCUGUCCCUCCAGAUGGAGAAGGAACGGAUGGAAUCUGAGAUGAAGCGCACCCAGACGAUGCUCGACGCGCAGCAGCUCUUCCUCGAGGCCUUCCUCGGCAAGCAGCAACAGCACAAGAAGGCGAGGCUCUCCCCAGCCUCCAGGGCUAUGGAAGAGGAUUGAUGACAGACAGCUGCUCCGCUUCUGCUCUGUGGACAAUGUGUUUAUGCUUACUUGCUCCGGUGUUAACUGCUGUUCAUGCUAGUAGUUUUUGGUAGUUGUUGACUUGUGAUGUUAUCAGUAGCGGUUUACUCUUCUUGUGUAUGGAUGGUGAAUUGAACUCAACAAGGGGUUUGGGGCAAAGGAUGUAUGUGUAGGAUAUGGAUAAGGAGGGAAGGAGGAGGUUUGAAUCAGAAUUUAAAAGUCUCAGUUGUAAUCAGUGAACCACUUGUUAUAUAAGUUAUGAUGAGCUGCCGGUGUUAUGUUGAAACGCUGCAAGCUUGUUCAGAUGUCA